Molecule: messenger RNA, 1186 nt
Organism: Perkinsus marinus ATCC 50983
Lineage: Eukaryota; Perkinsozoa; Perkinsida; Perkinsidae
Exons: 2
Source: RefSeq, a predicted model, not a curated record
UCCCACUGAAGUUGCGACCGCUGUCUCCAGCCUGUUGGAAGAGAUUGGAGCUUGGGAGCAAGCCCGUAUGUUCCCUGUAGAAGGUCUACUGGCCUGUAUGAGUUCGACAACUCCUACGGUGAGAUCGGUAGUCAACGACCAGCUCCUCGAGAAAGAAAAUGACGGUUUGGAGAAGCGUUCGCUGGAGGUGCGUUCUUCCGAAGAUCGUCCUGUGGCUUCGAUUACCUCGCCUAGAAGACGUUCUUCCAAGGAUUUUGACUGGAGCACUGAUCAAGUUCUGCAACGAGCUGGUGUUCCUCACCCUGGCUGGGGUGAUGCUUUGAAACCUCGGCCCGAUGUACGGUUUAAUGAUGUAGUCGCACGCUCUUCGGCCCGGUCCGGUCGUGGAGACGUGUGGUGGUUAUACGACGACGAUAUUAAGGUCACGGAUCCUACCGAGCUUGAAGACCUUAAGGAUUUCUGGAAGGGUUUCCCAUCUGCCUGUAGAGGUCUAGCUGAAGACGCUGGGUUGGUGAUCAACCACCCUUUAUGUGCCGGCCAGAUCCCCGCUUGGGACUGGGAUGUCUCUGGCAAGAUGCUCUUCCUUAGUGAGCUACUUGCUGGCCCGAGAGUGUGGAGGAAGGAUGGUAACGUUUGGCCCGAGCCUUACUUGGUUGCGGCCAACGGUAUUUUGGGAUGGCUGAGAUCUGCCUCAGUUCCUGCUCUAGCCGUCUUCUACCACUGUGAAGGGGGGCACAUAGAUGGCCCGCGUCAUUGCCAGCGAGCUCUACAUCAAGUUCAACGUUUGGCCCGGGUUAUGCCUCUCCGGCCCGAUGGUACGGUCUUCGUUGCCCGUUCUCUUCGUGCUUUUCUGCCCGUGAUGAAGGAUGAGCUUGGUCGUGAUAGUGGUCUUCGUAAGCCUGAAGCCCUAGUCCAGCACAUCUACAAGUACGAGGCCGUUCGCGCAAGAGAGGGAGUACAGCCAUUCCCUAACGAAGAAGCCUUCCCUUGGCCCGAGGUUUACUCUGACAUCAAGCCUGACGAGUGGUUUUAUGCACCUGAGACUGAUGAAGCCCGCCGCCAGCUGCGUCGUGACCAGUUGGCUGGCCCGUAUUCGCUGAACUCCUGGUGGAGGUGGGAUCCUAAGAUCGAGCUCGAGGACGUGUCCAAUUGGGUUUUGAAUCGCUAUAAGUCUGUCGGCCCUUAG